CGAUAGGCCCCCAGCUGGAUGGGGAGAUUUGCACAAACGGUAAUUAUAUUGUCGUAAAUACGGGAUCAUAUUAUCAAACUUUUGCACUUUGUUAAAAAUCUGUCUUUCGCAUGCGACCCUUCAAUCGACGACUGCGUUUCUCUCUUUCGCCGCUCAUACGGCAUUCACUCGUUCAGGCUACUUAGAUGGCAGCUGGUCCUUCCUUCGCUCUUUCAUAACGGUGGGAACACCCGCAGCUCGUUUCAUGGCUCACCCGGGAGCCGGCCAGGUGGUCGGAUGGUACAUCUGUACGAUCGCAGCAUGUGCGGUUUUCGUCACGCGGUUGGUCGUGCGAUGGCAGAGAUUCAGCAAGUUUUACGUCGACGAUUUCCUCGUUGGGACGGCCUGUCUGUGUUUGAUCGGCGAUUUGAUUAUCCAGCAUCUCAUGUUCAAUUGGGGCAUGACGGACAUGGGCAAUGCUUCGAAAGAUGAUAUAACCAAUAUUCUCAAGAUGAUCAUUCCGGGAUCUACACUUUACGUGACUUCGCUAUGGUUGAUCAAGGCUGGCAUGGUUUUCUUCUACAAACGGCUGGCGGAUCGAACGCACUAUCAACGCAUUUACAAUGUCGUCCUUUGCCUUCUUGCCGCUACAUGGCUUACGAUCUUUUUCAACAUCAUCUUCAAAUGCUUUCCCGUCGACCGCAUCUGGGACUUGGAUCACCCGGAGCGAGCAUGCUCCAAAAAACAAAGCCGGAUCAACUACUGGAUCACCAUCUUAUUCAACAUCUUCAGCGAUGUAAUAAUCAUCUGCCUCCCCAUCUCCCAAGUUCUCCGUCUCCGCAUGCCCUUCAAACAAAAAAUCGGCGUCUGCUCAAUCUUUCUCCUCGGUAUCCUCGUUGUAAUAACUAGCAUAAUCCGUGCCAUCUUCUCCUGGAAAAACCAACAAAUGAUAACCUGCACGGUAUCCAUGAUCGAAACCGCCAUCGCAAUCAUCGCGAACUCCCUCCCCGUCCUACGCACGCUUUUUUUCGGUUCGAAGUCCCGCGGCGGGACCUACUACAGCAGUCGUGCCUAUGAACUCUCCCACUCCAACGGUCCCGGGAAGCAAGGACCCCUGAGUAACGUUACAGCGUCGGGGGCGUCGAAUGCGGUUGUGGAUCGGAAUGGGAUGGAGUCGGGGCUCUCCAGACAUGAUUCGGAGGAUGAGUUGGUCAAGGAUGCGGGUUCAGUGCCGGUGGAUGGGAGGUCGGGUAUUUCGGUUACGACUGAGUAUCAUGUUUUCCAUGGGAGGUAUUCGACGCCGAAUGUUAAUGAUAGGUAGUUUUGGGGUUGUGUUUGGGGUGGGAGGGUGGUGUAUGUAGCAUUUUAAUAGAUUUUGGUUCUUGGUUUGAUAUGAGAUUAAUGUUUGUAUGAGUGAUAUGGGCUAAUGUAUAGUUUAAUUUGAGAAAUGCUUCGCAGGUCUAGGCGCUAGAGUAUAGAUUAAACAGAGGUAUUGCUCUACUUGUUUAGAUUAAUGAUAUGUAAGAUUGUGUAUGAAACAUACACGUUCAUUCCAAAAGUAGGGUUCUU
Aspergillus alliaceus is the source of this 1548-nucleotide messenger RNA. RefSeq lists its product as uncharacterized. NCBI's taxonomy places the organism in Eukaryota, Fungi, Ascomycota, Eurotiomycetes, Eurotiales, Aspergillaceae. The transcript is spliced from 9 exons. The record is from RefSeq and is a predicted model, not a curated record. Bases 245 to 1300 code for a protein of 351 amino acids.